Messenger RNA from Rotaria sp. Silwood1, 1170 nucleotides. The record is from the annotation of a GenBank genome assembly. Lineage: Eukaryota; Metazoa; Rotifera; Eurotatoria; Philodinida; Philodinidae.
AUGGAGGGUUCACGUGAUGGUUAUCGUGGUCGAUAUCGUGAUCGACAUAAUAAUUUUUCGACAAAUCGAAAUAAUCAUACGGAUCGUUCAACACGUGGAAACUAUCGUGGACAUCCAUCACAUAGUAAUGAUCAUAAUGGUAAUUAUUCAUCAAGAAAUUCACCAAAUGAAAGUUAUAGUUAUCGUUCAUCACGUAUUUCACUUAAUUCUCGACCUGUUUCAUCACGAAAUGGUCCAUCAAAACAUCAUCGUUAUCAACAUAAUGAUGAUUAUCCAUCUUCAUCAAAUUUUUCUUCGUCAUCAUCUAAUCGAACAAAUAGUGGACAAUCAAAUUAUUAUGAUAAUCAUUCACCAUCAUCAAGAUUUGAUCGAUCAUCAAAUCAUCGUGAAAUAUAUCCAUCAUUAUUAACUGAACAGCCAAUUAUUUCUAAUGGUCCUAUUCCAUCAAAUUCUUUAUAUUAUACAUCAACUCAAUCAAUAUCACCUUUACGUGAUCGUGGAUUACCAUUGCCUCCAUCACAACAUAUUAAUUCCGAACGUAAUCGAUAUAUUUCAUCACCUUCAAAUUAUCGACGAAAUAGUCCUCCACCACCUGUUUCAUCUUAUCGAAAUGAACGUUCAAUGGAUUAUGGACCUCGAAAUACAAGUAAUGAUGUAUAUAUGCGUAAUGAAUAUCGAUCUCUAACGCCUCCACCAUUGGCUCCUGUAUCUGCACGUAAGGAUCCAUAUGGUGGUGAAAUAUAUCGAACUAAUGAUUAUGACACACGUUCUGAACGAUAUGAUAUACCACCGAACCGAAAUAAUACAUCAUCACGUGAUUAUUCAAUGGCAUCUGUAUCAUCAUCUACUUAUCGUAAUGAUUUAUAUCGAAGUUCAUCAAAUAUUUCAAUGUCAUCACCAUCAUCAUAUAUGACACGUGAACAAUAUGUACAAGAUGUUAACUAUCGUCCAAUAUCUCAAUCAAGAGAUUAUCCAAGUACAUCAUCAUCAUCACGUAGUAAUUAUACAUCAUCAAUGGAUCAUCAAGAAGGUUUAUUUCGAAAUGUUCGUGAUCGUAAUCAUAAUGAUAAUCGUUCAUCAUCUCAUCGAGAUCGUCCAAAUUUGAAACGUUCCGGUUCAAGAUAUAAUGAUAAUGGACCUAUACCAUCUAAACGACCUAUGAGACGAUAA